AUGCCAAAAUUAUUCAACAAGGCUUAUUUUCAAUUGUUUUCUGUUGCCGAAAAUGGUAUCAAUGUUGUACACAUUGAAUCUCGUCGUUCACGUCGUACAAAUUCUGAAUAUGAAAUCUAUGUUGAUUUAGAAGCUGAUCGUACUCGUGUCAAUGAAUCUAUGCAACAAUUAAAACGUCAAGUAUCUUGUGUUCGAAUUGAUUUAAAUGAUUUAGUUGAAAAUUUAAAUCAAAAUAACGACGAGGUUUUUGUUAAUAAUAAUACUCCAAAUGGUAAUGGAGACCUAGAUCUACCACCAUCGUCACCUUUUCUUGAUAAAAACGGUGACCCGAUAAAGCGCAAAAGUAAGUUGAAUGAGGAAAAAAACUAA
Messenger RNA from Rotaria sp. Silwood2, 369 nucleotides. Lineage: Eukaryota; Metazoa; Rotifera; Eurotatoria; Philodinida; Philodinidae. The record is from the annotation of a GenBank genome assembly.